AAAGCUCAAGUCAGUUUGUGAGGCGAGCUGAAAAUGAGAGGUCCUGUACAAAUCAUCAGCUUUUCCUGCUUCCUGUUUUCUGUUACCUUUGUGCAAGGUCAAGAAUGUUUUGGAGAGGACAUUACAUAUGAAAACACACAACCAGUUGUAAAUGUUUCAUACGCUGAUGGUGAAACAGUAAACGUGAACUGCAUGACAGGUUAUAUCGGCUUUUAUACGUUACAGUGUAAAAAUGGGCAAUGGCUGACAUUCAUUGCACGAAGAUGCUCAAGGAAAAAAUGUGGUCACCCAGGGGAAACACCAAAUGGUUAUUUUAAACUUAUAGAGGGGAGAGAUUAUACUUUUGGAGCAAUGGUGGACUAUACUUGCAAGACAGGGUACGAAAUGACAAGCAGAAUCAAUCGGCGUCACUGUAGAAUCAAAGGGUGGGAUAAUUCUGUCCCUGUCUGUGAGGAGGUGAGAUGCCCUGUGAUUCACACAGAUGGGGAGGUGACUGCAUCGGGCAACACAAAGGAAGGAACUUAUGGCGAUGCUAUUCACUUUGAGUGUGUAUCUUCUGACAAAAAGCUAGACGGAAAUAGUGUCAUUUAUUGUACGGAGAAUGGCGUUUGGAGCGGGCCUGUUCCACAAUGCAUAGUAACUUGUCAGCUUGAGUUAACCGAACCUGAAGUAAUAAAAACCAUUCCAUGGGGAAAAACAGUUUUCAAAGCUGGAGAAACGGUGGGGAUUAUCUGUUCUGGCAAAAACCGGGUCUUUAAUAAACAGGAAACAUUUACUUGCACAAACAAUGGGAAGUGGGAUUACAAGCCUACUUGUGAAGAGAGUAGAUGUGAAGUUCCACUUAACCAGCACGUGUAUCUCCCAAAAUAUUACUUUAGUGGAGAUCUGAAUUUGGGAGCAAAGAGAUCAUGCAGUUGUGAGUCUGGAUAUCGUGAAACAGCAGCAGAGGCCACAUGUACACGAGACGGAUGGACACCGAAACCACUGUGUACUGAAAUUAUGUGUGACCCACCAACAAUCCCAAAUGCAAAGAUUGUGGGAAGUCAAAAAUCUAAUUACAAAAUCGGUUCAAGAAUAGAAUAUAAAUGUCGUCCUGGAUUUGAACCAGAGGAGCCUGUACAAAUCACCUGUGAUUCCCAGGGCCAAUGGACAGGCACACGGCAAUGCAGUGAUGGUACCUGUCAGGAGCAAGAACUCAAAAAUAUAGAAAUUCUAUUUGGAUAUCCGAGCACCGCUUUACCUUAUAAACCUGGCCAUAUCUUAGUUUUUCGAUGCACUGAUGACAACAUGAGGUUUUACGGCCAACGUGCAAUUGAAUGCCUGCCAGAUGGGAGGUGGAAUUACCCAUAUCCACAAUGUGGAGGAAAGGUUCAGUGUUCCCAACCAACAAAGAACUUGCAGUUUGUGACACUGUCAGAUGAGAAAACUGAAUACAGCAACUUUGAGAUACUGACAUACACGUGCAAUAAACCGUACAAUGAAAUUCCAAGAGGAGUUUUGAUGUGUCAAAAUGGAAAAUGGAACGAAACGUUUGACUGCAAAAGUAAGAUCUGUCCACCUCCUCCGUAUCUUCAAAAUGGAGACUACAGCAUCGACAGUACAAAAGAUGAAGUGAUCACAGCAGUAUCUUACACUUGCCAGUCUUACUAUGUAAUUACCAAGCAACAGGACGUUUAUAAGUGUGUGGAUGGGAAAUGGGAGACUCCUCCGAAAUGCCUGAGACCUUGUGAAAUUGAUGAUAUUGUCGAGAAGUACAAUCUACAGCUUCCUACAGAAAAGGUCUACAUAAGGCAUGCUGAAAAGUAUACACUUAACUGUAGAGAUGGAUGGAAUACUGGAAGUGAGCUGAAACCGUAUGUGGAUGUGUCGUGCUCCAACGGGAAUCUACAGAUUGACAAAAGUUGUAACUAGGUAUAAACUGGAGUGGUGAUUGAGGUACCCCAUUCAGUAAAAAUGACAAAUUUAUUUUUAUA
Messenger RNA from Sinocyclocheilus rhinocerous, 1973 nucleotides. RefSeq names its product complement factor H-like. The record is from RefSeq and is a predicted model, not a curated record. Lineage: Eukaryota; Metazoa; Chordata; Actinopteri; Cypriniformes; Cyprinidae. The coding region runs from base 34 to 1911 and encodes 625 amino acids. The transcript is spliced from 13 exons.